Messenger RNA from Dacryopinax primogenitus, 315 nucleotides. RefSeq lists its product as uncharacterized. The transcript is spliced from 5 exons. Bases 1 to 315 code for a protein of 104 amino acids. The record is from RefSeq and is a predicted model, not a curated record. Gene Ontology annotation, biological process: mitochondrial electron transport, NADH to ubiquinone. NCBI's taxonomy places the organism in Eukaryota, Fungi, Basidiomycota, Dacrymycetes, Dacrymycetales, Dacrymycetaceae.
AUGUCGGCCUCCGCCUACGCUGCGGCUCAUCGGCUGCGCGUGAAGACUUUGUACAAGGCAAUGCUGAAAGACUCGCUUGACUGGACGAUCCAGAGGGACCUCUGGCGGACUAAAGCCAUCGAGAUUCGCGCAAUGUUUGAGAGGAACAUGAAAAUCCAGGACCCGCGACGUGUAGAGAUCCUCAUGCAGGAGGCCGAGGCAGCCUAUGAGAAGAACAAACAUCCCGAUCCUCUGAUCUGGGCACAAUUCUACGGCGGUACAAGAUACGAGAGGAACUUACCCCCUCCCAUGGGUCCUCCUGUGGAAAGACAUUAA